AUGGCGAAUGUAGCGGAGCGCCGGAUGCACGCAGAAAUCCACAGCUCAUUGGCAAGCGAAGUCGUUGAGACGUCGAACCGGAGCGCGCUGCUCCGUGAUUGGGUCGAAGAGCGCGUGCAGGAGAAUCACCCGCGCCCAGGCGUGCACAAUGUCGGGACCCUCGUGCGCAAUUGGGAUGAAGACUGGGUGGGCCCGAGCUUGGACGAAGAAGAGGCGCGUCGGCUGUGGUAUACGCCCGUGUUUUGUCCGCUUCCACUGGACUUCUCAAAUUUCGGGUACCGCCUCAGAUGUGUGGAGACGGGACGACGGCCUCGUCUGAUGGUGUGCAUCACCAUGUACAACGAAGAGCCAGAGCAGCUACAAGCGACGCUGACGAAACUCGCGAACAACUUGGCCUAUCUGAAAGAACAGCAGCUGACGGAGCCGUUGUCACGCAAGAGCAAUCCUCACGCACUAACGGGGCCGUUUGCUGGCGACAAUGUGUGGCAGAACGUGCUCAUUUGUAUCGUCGCCGACGGCCGCGGGCAGGUCAAUGGCAAGAUGCUCGAGUACUUGGAGUCUAUCGGCUUGUACGAUGAAGACCUCUUGACCAUCAAUAGCGCCGGCAUUGACACGCAAUGUCAUUUGUUCGAGCACACGCUGCAGCUCUCGGUGGAUGGCAAGUGUCUCUUGCCUCUUCAGACGGUGUUCGCUCUCAAGGAGCACAAGUCGAGCAAACUGGACUCGCACCGGUGGUACUUUGACGCGCUCGCCGAGCAGGUGCAGCCGGAGUAUACGGCUGUGAUGGACGUUGGCACGAUGUUGACGAAGUCUGCGCUCUAUCACGUGCUCUUUGCGAUGGAGCGCAAUCAACAGAUUGGUGGAGCUUGUGGACAUCUGACGGUGGACGAAGCGUUCGAAAAUCUGAGCAAUUGGGUCGUUUCAGCGCAGCAUUUCGAGUACAAGAUCUCGAAUAUCCUGGACAAGUCGCUGGAGAGUUGUUUUGGCUUCAUUAGUGUGUUACCAGGAGCGUUCUCUGCUUAUCGCUACGAAGCUAUUCGAGGAGCUCCACUGGAUGCGUAUUUUCUGCCGCUUAACGUUGAUUUGGAUGUUCUGGGACCUUUUCUCGGCAACAUGUACCUCGCUGAAGACAGAAUCUUGUCGUUUGAAGUUGUGGCACGGAAAGACUGCAGCUGGACGAUGCACUACGUCAAGGACGCGGUCGCUCGUACAGACGUCCCGCACAAUCUUGUCGGCCUGAUCUCGCAGCGGAAGCGCUGGCUCAAUGGCGCGUUCUUCGCCACGCUCUUCUGCAUUCGGAAUUGGGGUCGUAUCUACUCGGAGAGCUCACAUUCGUUCCCGAGGAAGAUGGCGUUCCUGGCGUUGUAUCUAUAUCAUCUGAUGCACACAGUGUUCGGCUUCUUCCUGCCAGCGACUUUGUACCUGGCGUUGUUCCUCAUUGUGUUCCAGGGCUUUCAGCAAAACCGUCUCGGGUUUGUCGACACUUCGGGGUAUUCUCAGACUGUACUGGACGGUGCAGUGUACUUGUACAACUUCGUCUACCUAUUUGGUCUGCUGAUGCUCAUCAUUAUUGGGAUGGGCAACAACCCAGAGCACAUGAAGUUCACGUACUAUUUCCUAGGUGCUGUGUUCGGCGGCUUGAUGAUGCUCUCGUCGCUUGUGGGCCUCGCCAUCUUUUUUACAUCACCGGCUACUGCCGGAUCGAUCGUCGUGUUGAUCCUUGCAGUGGGCGUGUACUUCGUUGGCCCAGCUCUUCACGGCGAGGUGCACCACAUCUUCAUGACGGCUCCGCAGUACAUGGUCUUGAUCCCAACCUUCCUGAACAUUGCGACCGUUUAUUCGUUUUGCAACUUGCACGAUUUGUCGUGGGGCACGAAAGGCCUGCAUGACUUGUCCUGGAGCACGAAAGACCAGCACAACGAUCCACUGCUGGUCUUACUGGAUGAGACGAAAAAGGGGGACUUGGAGGGCGCGAUUGCCAAGCGCCGUGCAAUGGAAGAGAGCCGUCGCAAGGAGAAAGUGCGUUCGGAGAACACGAAGAAGAGGUUUGAAGCGUUUCGCACCAAGAUCCUCCUCACCUGGGCGCUCUCCAACCUCGUUUUCGCGCUCGUCAUCGUGUACUUCACCAUUUCGUCGACGUACUUGCACGCGCUAUUCAUUUGCGCAGCCGGCAUCAACUCAUGCCGACUGCUCGGGUGUUUCGGUCACUUGGUUUACAUGCACGUGAUUCGUCUGCGUGAUCGUAUUUUUGACAAGACCGAGUAUGAGAACGGCACUGGGCGGUACGCACAGGACUCGUACGUGCAGCUUGAUGAGCACUAUGCUGCCCUUACAGAGGACCAGCGCGUUUCCUCUGCUGGACGUAUCAAUAUGUCCGCGCGUAGCAAUCAUGGCGUUUUCUCGGCCGCGUAA
This is a messenger RNA of Hyaloperonospora brassicae, 2412 nucleotides long. The record is from the annotation of a GenBank genome assembly. NCBI's taxonomy places the organism in Eukaryota, Oomycota, Peronosporomycetes, Peronosporales, Peronosporaceae.